UUUGUGGUUAUUUCACGUUGCAAUAUUCAAUUUGGAAUUUGACGAAUAAGAACCUACUUUUAAUUGGCUACAACUCUGCUUGUACUAGGUCUACAGGCUUCAUAUAUACACCGUUUUUUCACUUUUUUAUAAGCCAUAUUAUUUUUGGAUAAAAUACUUACCUUUUGAGUUAUUUGUGAAAAACCGUCCACAAAUGUGGUUUUUUGUUGAAAAAUAAACAUAUUCACUCCACUCGCAAAUAACUCGAGAAGUAAUGACUUAGUGAAAAAACUCUAUACAACAAAAGUUGCUUAGAAUUCAUCCCCAGGGCAAAAGCGCACAUCGGCACAAUAUCACUUUUUUUCUUUGACGUGUUAGCUAUGGGUAUGCCAAACAUCAUUUCAAUCCAAGUGGUUGUUUAAAAUUUUGAGGUUUUGCAAUAUUUUACCGUGAGUGAAUGGACUAUAACAGAAGUUUUAUUUCCCACAAUCACUUCUUAAAGCGUCACUUUCAUCAGUGGCGUCACAAAAAGAAAUUCCUGGAAUGAAGAAGAAUAUUUUCGGAAAACCAUAAAUCCCUUUUUUAUGGCAUAAUUUUUUCCUGUGUGUUUUUCCCAAAUAUUGAGUAUCAAAAUGUGGUAUAGGAAACAUGCGUUCUAACUGUUUCUUUAAAUUCGUAGAAAUAUUUAUGAUCAUUAAACAAUGUUUAUACUAAAUGCGGUUUACAACAUAACAUUUACAACAUAAGGCGAUAACAAAAGUAGUUUUGACUGCAAUUAUCGUUAAAGUUUACGAUUUUACUUCUAAAACUAAUUUUCUGAUUAAUCUUAAUUUAUUAUAUACGUUUGUUAUCAGUUUUAAAUUAUAAUGUCACGCCUAUCCUGUUUUCUCGUAAUAAUAACAUCAUCUUCUUAGACAUAGUUUCCUGUAUUAAUAAAUAGAGAUAAAUAGUACAGCAUACAUCUUUUAGGAAAUACAAAGUAUUUGCGUCAACCCAUAGUUAAAUAUACAGGAUUUGUCAAGUUUGUUUAUAUUUUAUAUGGGAACUGUUUUUCUGUUUUUAUGUAUGGUCUGUUUUCUUUCAGUGUUGUCUCUUUUCUGUUGAGAUAUUACCAUUUCAUUUAGGGUACUAUCUAGAAAUAGAUGAACACUCAUCUAUUUUCGUCAUAAAUAAAUGCUUUUGUUCCGGUUGGUGAUUUGUCCAGGGCUAUUUUACCUAAUCUGUUUUCUACCAUUUUGUUAAUGUCUCUAUUUCAGUUUUUUUUCAUCUUGCUUACAGCCUAUAUAGGUAUACUCCAUGGUGUUGUUCUGUUACUCAUUGUUUUUCAUUUUAUUCUUAGGAUUUUCUGCUUCCAGCUUAUCUAUUUUUCAUAGCAUCUAUAUUAUUAGUUUCAGGUCUUGUUUUCGCGUUGUACAGACGUCGUGAAAGGCUGAAUUAUGAGUUUCUAUAUGUGUGUUUUUGUUUCUAUUUUCAGGUGUUGGUUUUUAUAUUUUGUGUAGUUCAAGCAUAGUACUCUCUUAUUUCCGCACUGCUUCCUCAUUAUUGUUACCACUUCAUAACUUAAAUUCACGAUAUUUAAAUUUCAUUACCUGCUCCUCCAUGUGGUUACAUACUAUCUCAAGUUGGCACCUUAUUGGCUCUUCUAAUACUAACAUUUUUGUUGCGAUAUUUUCAUAUUUAAUUCAUCUAAAUUCUCCGCUAUUAUAACUGCGUCGUCUGUAUAACAUUAUAUUUAUUGUAUUCCUUUGUUUUACGUUUAUUAUCUAUGUUAUGUUAUCAAUGGGUUCAGAGCCCAGAGCACGUAAAAUAGAAUUCUAUUUUGUUGACGUCACAAAAUAGAAUUUCAUAAUGGGAGAAUCGACGGUUGCAAGGCAACGUGACGUCACUAAAAUAGAAUUCUAUUUUGCGUGCUCCCACCACUGUUGUUGCUGUGUGGACAUUUAUGAGAAUCUUUUAAAGUAAACUUCAGAAAUGUCAAUGCCUCCUAGUAUUUCAAUUUUUUAAGACGUAAUGAUAUCAUGAUGUCGAAAAAGUUUCGAAACCGGCAAUAAAAAUGAAUAUGUAUUGUCGAAAACAGAUUAAUUUCUUUUUUUAACAUUCAAUAACACACAAGAAUAAAGACAGAAUCACAAAUGAUCAAAUAAGAAAACAAUCAGACCAAGAAUCUAUAAUGAGUCAAAUAACCAGAAAACAAUUGGAAUGGUUUAGAUUAGACACAUACAGAGGAUGGGAGACAAAACAUGGCAAAAAGGAAUAUUAGAAACUGAAAGAGUAAAGAAACGAAAGAAAAGACGGCCAAGAAAGAGUUGCACAAAUGAAAAUAUAAAAUUUUACCACUACACAACAAAAGAUUUGACACCCUAGCAAGUAAAAGGAGUUUAGAAAAGAAGAAGAAACAUUCUUUGUAAUAAAUCUUUUCCAAUUUUUCCAUUCCAAACGAGAGAACCAAAAUAUGUGUUAGAUAUGCAAUUAAUAUCUGCUUAAGGCGUCGAGAGACUGAAAUUGAUCCGUCUUCAGCGAAUAACUUUUCAGAAUUCUCUGAAUUUCUCUUACAAACUUGGUGGUCUAUCUUUCAGAAAGCCUAUGCGACUUUUGCCUUCUCUCUUUUUUGUUCUAGUUUGUCAUUCUGUUGGAUUUAUUUACAAUUCUAGUGGGUUGAGGUUUUGGUUUGUCUUCUUAUCGGUUUAGACAUGCUGUGAGUAAAUCUUCCUUUUUACUGUCUCCUAUUUUUUUUGUUUAGACAGGUUCUAUCAUCCUCCGCAACUCUUUUCGGUUGACUACUUCCGUGAAAUUUGUCGUCUGUUCUACGUUGUUUAUACAGGUCCUUCUCUGGUCUUUUGGUUCAAUCGUCCCAGGUUCGUAGUUUCAUGUUUCGGUAACAAUCAUCAGUUCUAUGAAGUUUUUCAUUACUUUCAUAGGAUCUUCUUGUGCUUUCUUUUCUCGUCAGUUUGCUAUUUUUUAGUUAUCUAAACCUAAACAACUCUCACAUUUGGCCGGCUUUGUCUCGUUCCUGUAGUUGUUAUAGACGGAGAGGCAUCGCUGAAAAAUCUCUUUGAAUUUGCUAAAGCUAGAUUUUUCACAGUUGAUUACUGUGAGUGUGUAGAGAAACAUACUGCGGUCGGUCAAGCGAAACGUAGAACACGGGUUACUGAGAGGGUAUCAAAGUUGCUUUCCUACGAAGGUAAUUAAAUUCAUUUACUAAGGCUGAAAAUAAGUACACACAUUCUAAAUUAAAUAUAAAUAAAAGUUAUUAUAGUCGGUCAGCUGUAUGACGGGACAGAGCCGGUCGGUCGGCCCCAAUAGUCGAUUGAGGAAAUGAAGCAUUUUGGCUCACAAUUUUUUCAUAAUGCUGAACAUUUCAAUCAUAAUGCUGGUGAGCACUACGUUGCACAGUAGGACCAAUAGGCAAAUCAAAAUAAGCGGUACGCUACCUAGUGAGCAUAGGAGUAACUAGAAAUAUUGACAUUGUUAGUCCAUUUUGCUUUGAGUUUGUGUAUUUGUAUACAAAUAUUUACGUAUUAAAAGUAUAAGAAUUAUGAGUCGUUCAAAUCGGUAUUGUUCCGUUCCUCAAUGUUCCUCCUGGGAAAAGAAAAACACUGAUGUUACUUUCCACGCUUUCCCCCAAACCGGGGACAAAUAUCCUGUGCGGAUAGAAGGAAAAUUGGGAAGUAAAGUGUUAAUGAAGAGACAGGAAGCUUGGAAAUUAAAGCUGAAAAUUGGUAAACCCAUAACAAAAAACAUGAAAGUAUGUUCACUGCAUUUUACCGAUGAUGAUUAUUUUUAUAGGGAUUCUAGUUCAAAACAAAGAAGAUUUUUAAAAAAGACGGCCGUGCCAUCCAAAAGGCUUCCUAUUGGAUCAACUGCAAUAAAGGAAGAAGCUGAAUGUUCUAGUAGCAGGACAGAACGAUUAAACCAAAGAAAUUCCAAUAAAGAAAAUCCUGGUGUAGAAUGUGUUUGUGAAGAAAUAAAUCCUGCUGCAGAAACCUCUGAAAAUGAAAUUGAAGCAGCACAUGGCCUAUUACAGCUUCUUCAGAGUCAGCCCAAUUAUAAGGGACCCAAGUCAUUUAAAGAUUUUCAAGUCCAAGUGGAUACACCUAAAGUGUCUACUGUCUGUGAUCUAAUAACAACAGAUAGUGCUCUGAAUAGUUUUACUGGCCUCAAUAGUUUCAAAUUAUUAGAUACAAUAGUGGAAGCAGUAUGUUCAGUUUACAGUGAUCAGAGGUCACAUCGUUUAAGUAUUAAACAACGUAUCUUUUUAGUUUUCACAAAAUUGAAGUGUGAUCUAACUUAUGUAACAAUAUCGCUUUUAUUUGGCAUUUCACAAGAAUUGUGUAACAAAUACUUUAACGAUAUGUUACCCAUUUUAAGUAAAGUCUUGAGUUCAGUAAUAAGGUUUACAGAUACUACUGAAAUACAGAAAAACAUGCCUGAAUGUUUUGAAAGUUUUCAGAAUGUUAGAGUGGUAUUAGAUUGUACAGAAAUUUUCAUACAAAAGCCAAAAUGCCUUUGCUGUCGAAUUAGAUUCUAUUCUCAGUAUAAAUCUAAUAACACUGUUAAAUUUAUGACAGGUAUUUCCCCAGGAGGUUUAAUUACAUAUGUUAGUGAACCAUAUGGUGGAAGAGCCUCUGAUAAAACUAUUUUCGAACAAAGCAACAUAAUUUUAAAGUUGGAUAGUUCAAAAGAUGCUGUUAUGGUCGAUAAAGGCUUUUUAAUAGAUGAUAUUUGUAACCAAUUCAAAAUAGAAUUAAUCAGACCACCAUUUUUAAAAAAUAAAAAACAGUUUAGUACAGAUGAGGCAUUACUAAAUGCUAAAAUAGCAGCUGCUCGAGUACACAUUGAACGUGUUAAACAACGUAUUAAGAUUUUUAAAAUUUUAGGAUGUAAGCUACAGUGGUCUCUAGUAAAAAACAUUAAAGAUAUUUUUACAAUUGCCUGUGCUAUAACAAAUUUGUCAAGUUCAAUAUUAGCAGACCGUAGAUAUUUAACGAAUUAAGUUAUGUUUUUUUUAGAAUAGAAUAGAAUAAUUUUUAUUUGCAUUAAAUUUUUACAUAUUUGAGCAAAUAACGUCAAGUUAUUAGUAUGUAGAUAUUAAAUAACUAUUAUUAUGUUUUUUGUUAAAUAUUUAAGUAGUUAGGUUAGGUAUUUCAGUGUUUAGAUCAAAAACUUAAUUUUUGUUUAAAUAAAAAUAACUUCCUAAAGUUUUACUGUUGAACUAGAGUACUUUCAAGUUUUGUGAUAUUGGUAAAAUCAAAUGAAAAUAUUCUUUUGUGACAUAAUUUUUUUAUAAUCCAUCACUGGACACUGUUCCUUUUAGGGCAAAACCAGACGGACCAUGCUGCAGUGUUAUGCUGUGGAUCCACAAAAGUAGUUUCCGAUGGUUUACUGUGGGUUCUUAUAUGUAGAGUGGAUGUUACACCCCAGACGAGCGACUGUAGCUGGCCACAGUCGCUCGUCUGGGGUGUACUCUCCAAUAUACCUAAGAACCCACGGUAAAUCAUCGGAAACUACUUUUGUGGAUCCACAGCGUAGCACUGCAGCGUGGUUUUUCUGGUUUUGCCCUUAUUUUCAACUUAAUGUGUAGUUCUUUACUGUUAGCUUAGUACAUUAAUCAAAAAUAAAUUAAAAAUCUUUUUUAAUGUACUAACAAUUUAGUGAGAAAUUGUAUUUAGUAAAUAUAACAUUUGUAAUUAAUAGUAAUGAAAAAAAUCAGCAUACACUCCGUACAAUAUACUGUUCACUUCCUCCAUGUCAUAGCAUGUGACGUCACAUAAGACCAACACGAAAUGUUUAAAUAAUAGGUCUGUUUCUAUUUAGAAUUGUUUAGCCGAGUACACUGGAAUUAAAGCCACUAGACAUAUUUUAUUAUAUAUGUGUAGAAAUAAUAUUGGAAGAUUUCUUUUAAUGUAAAUUUAAAGAAACAUACCCUAACUUGUUUCAUUUAAUUUGUAUAAGUGGAAUAUAAAGUGUUUUUAUAAAGCAUACUUGUUAGGAGUAUACUCUAACUGCAAUCGAACAAAGGUAACAUUUUGGCAUAAAUUUUUUUUAUUUAAUUUCAAAUUUACAAUCUGCUCCACACUAACAUUGUAACAUUUAGAGUAAUAAGUAAAUAUAGUUUGUAGUAUGUAUGUACCUGGUACCAUUUAGCAAUUGCUCUCCAUACAGUUACUCAAGUAAGUUUCUUAUGAACAAAUUGUCAUGAUCUGAUGUUUGUUCUUUAUAUUUAUUCAGUCUAGAUGAUAUUUCAUCGGCUUACUGCCAAAACCAACCAACUCCAUUUUUAAAAGUUUUGAGAAACCUACCUUUAAACUUUAAUUUGAAAUGAAAAAUCAUCUGAAUUUAAAUAAUGAUUUAAUAAUUGAAAGGUACGACAAAAAUAUUUUUCAGUUAUUAAAUAAUUUUUUUAAAUUCAGUCGAUUUUCAAUUUCAAAUUAAAGUUUAAAAGGUAGAUUUCCCAAAACUUUUAAAAUGGAGUUGGUUGGUUUUGGCAGUAAGCCGACGAUUUCAUCUUUUAUUAAUGGGGUUUUUAGAUCGCUAUGUAUGAUUAGAAUUGUUACAUACUAAGGUGCUCCAGAUAUCAUACGAAGUGUCUUUUACUGAAAUGACUAAUAUUUUGAUAUUUGAUGGCUUUGUACAUCCCCAGAGCUCAAUCCCAUAUGUCCAAAUUGGCUUUUGUAUAUAUUUGUAGAUGGUCAGUUUGUUUUCAAGUGAUAGUUUGGACUUUCUAUUGAGUAUCCAGUAUAUAUUUUUACUUUUCAGAUUAAGUUGGCUUCUUUUUGCUUUUUUGUGUCUUACAUGUCAGUUUCUCAUCCAAAUCUAGAAAGGAUAUCCAGGUGAUAUUGCAGCUUCUCAGAUGUUCUCAGCGGGUCCAUGUCCGAGGUUAUUAUUGCUGUAUCAUCUGCAAAUGUAGCUGUUGCAAUAUUGUCGGUUUGUGGGAGGUCUGCAGUAAAAAUUAGAUAGUGAUUUUUUAAUCCGUUGGCAUUCCAUACAGCAAUUCUUAAUGAGGAUGCCAUUAUUUAGCCAACUUAUUUAUUACUGUUGUAAGCAUGGUUAGAAUCAUGAUAUUCUGAUUUAGUUCUUAAAUUCAGAAAUCUUUGGAAAAAUUUAGUUCUUAAAUCCUAGAAAAAUUGUUGCUUCUCUGAAAGUUACUCAAUACCAUUUGUCUUUCGUCUGGUUGUUUAGGGCUUACGCCUAAGAAAAAGGAUUAUGUUGUAAAUUUUAUUGUUGGUCUGGAACCUAGACUUGCUAGGUGUUGAUUAGCUAUUCAGGAGCAGCUGGAUUUUGAUUAGCUAUUUAAUUUCCAUUAUUUUUGCAUUUUAUUUUAAUUAAAUCACCAUAGACAGUACUUCCUUUAUAAUUUACCAGGUGUUCACCAUUGCAUAAUGCGCAUCUUGCAGGAGUGUUUUUGGUGUAAGGCUAUAGGUCAAUGAAGUUUUAUGAAACUGGUUCCUUACUAUGUGAUGUGCAUAGUAUUUGUAACAUUUUUUAUUUUAUGGUCUUGUUUUUCAAGUUCAGCUUUUAUUUCAGAUGUAGGUAUUGAAUGGUGUAAACCUCUUAUAACCACCUAGUACGUUCUUUCUCCCUUCAACUGGUAUGUGUGGUGGAUUUGGCAUAAAUUGGUAACAUUCUUUAUUAGACAGUUGCGGUAUUGACACUUCAGAUUUGUUUUUAUUCUUUUAAGUAUUUGUUUUAUUACAUUUAUUAUAAAUUAUGUGAUAUAUUUGAUUUUAAAUGAAUUCAAGAAUUUUUUGUAAUUGGGCAACAAUGUCAACUUAGAUCUCUGACGUAGAUAAUAACACAUAACGAUAUCAAUAUUGUACGAACUGUAUAUUAGUAUCAGUAUUAUUUUAAGUCAUUCUUCAUUUUAUUUUCUUGUUUCUCCUUGAUGUUAUACUGAUGAAAGCAAAUGAAGUACAUCCUGAUAAAUGAGUUUCAUUGCCUUUCAUUAUUUAUUUGUCAAGUUGUAAAUAAAUGGGAUAAGUAGGUAGCGUUUUAGUUUUAAGUAGGGAAUGAUGGUAAACAUUUGCCUUUGAAUAUUAUCAUUUUUAUACAAAUAUAUUUGAAUUAUUCAAUAAGAGCUUGUAUAAAUCCAGUUUGAUUAUUAAUUAACAAACAAUUGUGGAUAUGUGACUUUAUUGUUUUCCUAAAAAUAAAAUAUUUGAUA
This is a messenger RNA of Diabrotica virgifera virgifera (western corn rootworm), 8140 nucleotides long. RefSeq lists its product as uncharacterized. The record is from RefSeq and is a predicted model, not a curated record. The transcript has 2 exons. Lineage: Eukaryota; Metazoa; Arthropoda; Insecta; Coleoptera; Chrysomelidae. The coding region runs from base 3515 to 4972 and encodes 485 amino acids.